Messenger RNA from Trichosporon asahii var. asahii CBS 2479, 1392 nucleotides. Its product is annotated as art-4 protein. Lineage: Eukaryota; Fungi; Basidiomycota; Tremellomycetes; Trichosporonales; Trichosporonaceae. The transcript is spliced from 2 exons. Gene Ontology annotation, cellular component: preribosome, small subunit precursor. The coding region runs from base 1 to 1392 and encodes 463 amino acids. Gene Ontology annotation, molecular function: RNA endonuclease activity. The record is from RefSeq and is a predicted model, not a curated record. Gene Ontology annotation, biological process: maturation of SSU-rRNA; ribosomal small subunit biogenesis.
AUGGCAUUCUCAUACAGCGCCGCCGCCAAGGCGGCCAGCGACAAACCCGCCGAAACUACGCCUACCGACAACGUUGCCUCGAGCAGCGGCGAGAAGCCGACUAUCCAGCACCUAAUCCUUGAUGCUGGACCACUUCUGAGUCUGGCGCCGCUGCGCCACCUCGCCGCGCAGUUCCACACGACCCCGGGCGUGCUCGCGGAGCUGCGUGACCCCAAGGCGCGCGAGCACUGGGAGCGCCUCAAGCUCCAGAUCGACGUCCAGGUCGAGGCGCCGCGCGCGGACGCCUUUGCCGCCGUGACGGCCUUUGCGAAGAAGAGCGGAGACUACGCCGUGCUCUCGGCCACUGACAUGAGCGUCGUCGCGCUCACGUACCAGUAUGAAGCUGCCGUCAAUGGGACGGGAAGGAUACGCACUGCGCCGGGACAGAAGCUGCCCCCGCUCGCUGGACAGAAGGAGGAGCCGAAGGAGAAGCUUGCGGAUGACGAGGAGGAGGUUGAGGCCACUGCGGAGGAUGUGGCUGAGGACAAAGAGGAGACGAAGGAGGAGAAGAAGGAUGAGGCGGACGAGGUUGCUAAGGGCGUCGAGGGCCUCUCGACCGAGGACAAGCCCGAGACGUUCGAGCCCGCCGCUGAGGCCCAGGAGUCUGCUCCUGAGCCUGAGCCGACGACGGAGACCGCCGAGGAGCCCAAGGCGACUGCCACUGCUGCCGACGACUCGGACGACGGCGAGUGGAUCACGCCCUCGAACGUGAAGGCACACCGCUCGAAGGACCUCGGCCUGCUCCCCGACGACGCUCGUGCGGCUGCCGCGCCUCUCGCUGCGGCGUGUAUGACGGGCGACUAUGCGGUCCAGAACGUCCUCCUCGGUAUGGGUCUGGGCCUGGUCGGGGAGGGCGGCAAGCGUAUCUCCAAGGUGCGCUCGUGGGUCCUGCGCUGCCACGCCUGCUUCAAGCUGUGCAAGGACCCGUCGAAGCGUUUCUGCCCCUCGUGCGGCAACGCGACCCUCAUGCGCACCACCGUCACCACGUCCGCUGCCACAGGCAAGCAGACGAUCCACCUGAAGAAGGGCUUCCAGUACCACCUCCGCGGGACCAAGUACUCGAUCCCGGACCCGAAGCCGGGCCGCGCAAAGGGACAGCAGAAGGCUGGCUCGGGCCUGAUUCUGAGAGAGGACCAGGCCGAGUGGCAGGACGCGGUCAGGAAGCAGAACAGGCAGAGGGAGAAGGAGGAGAAGAAGAUUGCCCGCGGCGAUGCGUCUUCGUGGAUGGACCCGGACUGGAUGCCUGAGAUUAUCUCGGUCGGCAUGAGCGGAAAGGGCAGGACGGAUACGCGUGGCAUGCCCGUCAUCGGCCACGGACGGAAGAACCCCAACGAGCGCAAGAAGCGCCGAUAA